GGCGGCUGCGGCCCGCGGGCGCGCACUCUCGGGAUGGAGGGCGAGCGCCGGGCAUCUCCCGAGCGCUCCUCUGGCCUCCCGGCCCGGGGCGCCGACGGCGAGAGCCCGGGGGGCGGCGGCCCCCUCCUGCGCAGCCGCGGCUCCUCCGCCCUGCUGCAGGUCGACGUGCUGGACCUGGACGAGGACGAGGACGACCUGGAGGUGUUCAGUAAGGAUGCCUCUCUGAUGGACAUGAAUUCCUUCAGCCCUAUGAUGCCAACAUCCCCUUUAUCAAUGAUAAACCAAGUCAAGUUUGAAGAUGAGCCAGAUUUGAAAGAUCUUUUUAUUACAGUUGAUGAACCUGAAAGCCAUGUUACUACAAUUGAAACUUUCAUUACUUAUAGGAUUAUUACUAAGACAUCUCGUGGGGAAUUUGACUCCAGUGACUUUGAAGUUAGGAGACGUUAUCAAGAUUUCCUUUGGUUAAAAGGAAAACUUGAAGAAGCACACCCCACUCUCAUUAUUCCACCAUUGCCAGAAAAGUUUAUAGUGAGAGGAAUGGUGGAACGCUUUAACGAUGACUUCAUUGAGACACGCAGGAAGGCAUUGCAGAAGUUUUUGAACCGAAUUGCUGAUCAUCCAACUUUAACAUUUAAUGAAGACUUCAAAAUUUUUCUUACUGUACAAGCUUGGGAACUCUCGUCUCACAAGAAACAAGGGCCCGGAUUACUCAGCAAGAUGGGGCAGACAGUCAGAGCUGUUGCACUGUCAAUGAGAGGAGUCAAAAGCCGCCCCCAGCAGUUCAUGGAAAUGAAUGACUUUAUUGAAAUAUUUAGCCAGAAAAUAAAUUUGAUAGAUAAAAUAUCUCAGAGGAUUUACAAGGAAGAAAGGGACUAUUUUGAUGAAAUGAGGGAAUAUGGCCCGAUUCAUAUUCUGUGGUCAGCGUCAGAAGACGAUCUGGCUGAUACUCUGAGUGGUGUUGCCAGCUGCAUAGACACCUGCUGUAAGGCCACUGAAAAACGGAUGUCUGGACUCUCAGAGGCCCUGCUUCCUGUCGUACAUGAGUAUGUGCUGUAUAGUGAAAUACUGAUGGGUGUUAUGAAAAGAAGAGACCAAAUACAAGCAGAACUGGAUUCCAAAGUCGAAGCUUUGACCUAUAAAAAGGCAGAUGCUGAUCUGCUUACAGAAGAGAUAGGAAAACUUGAAGACAAAGUGGAAUGCGCUAAUAACGCCCUGAAAGCAGAUUGGGAAAGAUGGAAACAAAAUAUGCAAAACGAUAUCAAGUCAGCGUUUGCAGACAUGGCGGAGGAGAAUAUCCACUAUUAUGAGCAGUAGAAUUUGAAGAGAUGUCACCCUUUCAUUUCUAACAGUUGUGCCUUGCUACCUGGGAAUCCUUCCUUACAUCACAGACUGACCUCCACUCAGAAGAAACCUCUGAAGAUAAACCUUAAUCCCAUAAGGACUUCUGUGUGAUCUUUGGGAGAUAGCGUCUAUUAACCAAAGUUAUUCUUUUUGGAUGAGCUGUAUCCUUUAUAAAGUGGAUGAAAAAUGUUUUACACUAUCUGGAAAACCAACAACUUGAAACUCAGGUAUUCCAGAUCAUUGAUAUGAAUUGAAAUAUACAUAUAUAUAAAUAUUUAGCUUAGCUUUAAUUAUGUUCUUAAAUUUGUAUGCCAAUAAUUACAUAUAAAAAUUUUUUUCUUAAAUAUUUGUUUGUGGAACAUGUCAUUUAAAAUAUAUU
Molecule: messenger RNA, 1720 nt
Organism: Pteropus alecto (black flying fox)
Lineage: Eukaryota; Metazoa; Chordata; Mammalia; Chiroptera; Pteropodidae
Gene: SNX7
Product: sorting nexin 7
Exons: 10
Coding region: 34-1314 (426 amino acids)
Molecular function (GO): phosphatidylinositol binding
Source: RefSeq, a predicted model, not a curated record